GCUGGAGGAGGAGGAGGAGGAGGGGGCGUGAGGCUCCUCGGUGCUGCCCCCACAUCUUACAUCUCUGCGUGGGGAUUCGCGCCUUCGGGGCGGCGCUUUUCUCUUCCGGCGGAGAGGAAUGUGGCCAUGCCCCCCAGACUUCUCCGAGCCCUGGCAGCCUCCCACUACAUGUUAUCAAAAGCUUGUCACCACCAAAGACUUGUUCACCGUGCAGCAAAGCCACUGCAGGAAGUUAAGGCCACCACAUGCAGCUCCUGGAGGAGAAGUCGGAGCCUGGACCCGCUCGUCCCUGCUCCAGCCACCAACUGGAAUAAGUGGCCCAUCCUACAGACCAGCCGGAUGAAACCAAGCCAGGAGGAGAGGGUACCUUUUCCCACCAGCAUCUCUGUGGGUACUCACGGGGCACUGCCGCAGGGACCAAGUCUGCCCAGUUCCCGGUGGCUUCUGAAAGCUCUGAGGCGGCACUACACAUCCCCAUCCACAGAGAUAGUGGCUCCGAAACAAGACUUACCACACACCAAGAGACCACUGAAAGCCUCCCGGACCAGGCAGCCUUCCAGGACCAACCUCCCUGUUCUGUCUGUGAGCGAGGACUUGAUGCACUGCACAGCCUUUGCAACAGCAGAUGAAUAUCACCUGGGGACCCUCUCGCACGAUCUGACCUCCCAUGGCUAUGUUGAAGUCACAAGCUUACCUAGAGAUGCAGCCAAUAUUUUGGUGAUGGGGGUGGAUAAUUCUGCGAAAGAAGGCGAUCCAGCCACAAUGUUCUUCUUCAGGGAAGGAGCUGCUGUGUUUUGGAACGUGAAAGACAGAACUAUGAAGCAUGUGAUGCAAGUUCUAGAAAAGCAUGAGAUUCAGCCCUACGAAAUUGCACUAGUCCACUGGGAAAACGAAGAGCUGAACUACACAAAGACAGAGGGACAGUCCAAACUCCAUAGAGGAGAAAUCAGGUUAAACUCAGAGCUAGAUUUAGACGAUGCCAUCCUAGAGAAAUUUGCUUUCUCAAAUGCUCUCUGCCUUUCAGUGAAACUGGCCAUUUGGGAAGCAUCGUUGGAUAAGUUCAUUGAGUCUAUUCAGUCAAUUCCAGAGUCUUUAAAAGCUGGAAAGAAAGUGAAACUAUCUCAUGAAGAAAUAAUGCAGAAAAUGGGUGAGCUCUUUGCCCUAAGACAUAGGAUAAAUUUGAGUUCAGAUUUUUUGAUCACUCCUGAUUUCUAUUGGGACAGAGAAAAUCUGGAAGGACUAUAUGAUAAAACCUGUCAGUUCCUGAGCAUUAAUCGUAGAGUUAAGGUCAUGAACGAGAAACUGCAGCACUGCAUGGAGCUCACAGACCUGAUGCGGAACCACCUGGCAGAGAAGCGGGCACUGCGCCUGGAGUGGAUGAUCGUUAUCCUCAUCACCAUAGAGGUAAUGUUUGAGCUGGGACGAGUAUUUUUCCAUAUCAAAUGAAGGCCAAAGGAGGUGUCACUGCAAGAGAUACCGAAGUUCUACAAUCAAAACUAAGUGUUCACUUUUUAAUUAUACUUAGUAGGUAUUUCGUAAAACCAAGAACUUGUGAUCCUCCACUGCUUGAAUAAAGAUGAAUCACCUAG
Molecule: messenger RNA, 1589 nt
Organism: Erinaceus europaeus (western European hedgehog)
Lineage: Eukaryota; Metazoa; Chordata; Mammalia; Eulipotyphla; Erinaceidae
Gene: RMND1
Product: required for meiotic nuclear division 1 homolog
Exons: 13
Coding region: 127-1446 (439 amino acids)
Biological process (GO): positive regulation of mitochondrial translation
Source: RefSeq, a predicted model, not a curated record